AUGCUGCUUAACACUCGCGACUACGCUCACCACUUGACAGAGAACCUGCGUCGCACCCUACGCGAAAAGGAAGCCGUCAAGCGCGAGAAGCAGACCAAGUUUCGCAAAUGCUAUAUCGCACUCAAGAUCACCUCCGUGCCUUGCCAUACCGACGGCACACUAGGCAAGAGCUAUACGCCGCGCAAAGAGCAUCAUCCUUUCGAUAUUUCGAUCCCUCGAGUAGGCGACAACUUCUUCGAAGACAUCCUGGUGAACCCGGUGGAGGAAAUGAAGGCGCCUAGCAACACUAUUGCGACCGCGCCCAGAAAAGCAAACCACCCUGUAGUCGGUAGUAGCCCAGCCAACCUCGGCGAAGCCGGCGCAAACUACCUGCGAUACACGGCAGCGCAAUCUGCAGCACCCAAGGUCCUCAAAGCCAAGGCGAGUGCCCCCAACGCUAAGAAGACCGCGUCACUGUCUGCUCCUCGCAAGGCCGCUGCAGCAUCACCGGUAGUACCAAGCACCAAUGUCGCGCAGAAGAUAUCUCCAAAGCAGUCGCGCAAGAGGCCCAUCGUCAUCGACGAUGAUGAGGAAUACGUGGACGCGCCGGAGAAAGAAACAGAGGUUGUCAAGAGAACCAGGAAACGACAAAAGGCUACUUCGUUGCCGUUGUCACUGCCAGCUACCCCGAAAAGGAAGCCAGGGCGUCCUAAGGGAAGCGGUCGCAAGAAGGUGUGA
Molecule: messenger RNA, 717 nt
Organism: Alternaria hordeiaustralica
Lineage: Eukaryota; Fungi; Ascomycota; Dothideomycetes; Pleosporales; Pleosporaceae
Exons: 2
Coding region: 1-717 (238 amino acids)
Source: RefSeq, a predicted model, not a curated record